CGUCAAUCACGGAAGCUGGUAGGCGGGCUUGCGCUCCGAGCGCGGCCUUAGCAACGGCCCGCCUGGAGCGCCAGCUAGGACUGGGAGGGCCGCUGUUGCGCUACGCGGGCUCGGGCGGGGAAGCGGGUUGGAGACAUGGCAUCCAGCCACCGAACAACUCUAGACCAAUGGAAGAAAAAAGCAGCGAAACUUGAAUUGAGUGAUGCCCAAAAACAAGAAAUAAAAGAGGCCUUCGACUUAUUCGAUGUUGACAGUUCUGGAACCAUAGACGUGAAAGAAUUGAAGAUUGCAAUGCGGGCCUUAGGAUUUGAGCCAAAGAAAGAAGAAAUCAGACAAAUGAUAGCGGAAAUCGACAAAGAAGGAAAUGGCACCAUUUGUUUUGAAGACUUUUUUGCCAUUAUGAGUGUGAAAAUGAGUGAAAAGGAUGAGAAAGAAGAAAUACUGAAGGCUUUUAAAUUAUUUGAUGACGAUGCUACUGGCAGCAUAUCACUAAAUAACAUCAAGAGGGUUGCCAAGGAACUAGGGGAAAACUUAACAGAAGAUGAAUUGCAGGAAAUGCUCGAUGAAGCAGAUCGCGAUGGGGAUGGAGAGAUUAACGAGGAGGAGUUUUUGAGGAUGAUGAGGAGGACCAGUCUUUAUUAGCUCUGCUUCUUGCCUUCUAGGAAGUUUUGACAGCUUGCCUGUUAAGCAGUUUAAUAAUGUGAUACUUUGGCUCAUUCAUUUCCAUUUUUAGUUUAUAUGCUCAGCUUAGUCUCUUGGUGUCUAAUCUAUGCAAGAACAUCAUUUAAGUCUGUAGUAGCAACAAUAAAAAAUCCAUGACUUAUUUGAACCUUGAACCCCAAAACAGUAUUUUUACAUGCUAUUUUUAAAUUUUUAGGUUCCAAAGACAUUCAAAAUUUAUUUUUUAUUUAAUAAACUUGGCUCCCACAUCCAAAUGAAAUUGUUUAUAAAAAAUCUGAAAAAAAUAAUAUUUUUCCAUUAUAUCCUUUUGUAUGACUUUAAAAACGCCAACAAACUUGUUUUGUUAAUCAUUUCUUCAAAUGUGUAAAGUAUUAAUAAAAUUGACUUACGUAA
Molecule: messenger RNA, 1074 nt
Organism: Peromyscus maniculatus bairdii (prairie deer mouse)
Lineage: Eukaryota; Metazoa; Chordata; Mammalia; Rodentia; Cricetidae
Product: centrin-4
Cellular component (GO): myosin II complex
Molecular function (GO): calcium ion binding
Source: RefSeq, a predicted model, not a curated record